Messenger RNA from Trifolium pratense (red clover), 1122 nucleotides. RefSeq names its product homeobox-leucine zipper protein ROC5-like. The record is from RefSeq and is a predicted model, not a curated record. Bases 1 to 1122 code for a protein of 373 amino acids. The transcript is spliced from 6 exons. NCBI's taxonomy places the organism in Eukaryota, Viridiplantae, Streptophyta, Magnoliopsida, Fabales, Fabaceae. Gene Ontology annotation, molecular function: lipid binding.
AUGGUUUUUACAAGCUAUCAAGUGGAUUGGAUGAGUUUUCUACGAGAGACAAACCGACGUAGUGGUAAUAAGUGGGCUGUUGUUGAUGUUCCGAUCGACUUUUAUCGUGAUGGUCCCAAUGGAAACCCUAACUUGAGCUGUAAGAGGCUUCCGUCUGGAUGUAUUUUGGAGGAUAUGCCUUAUGGUUGCCAGAUAACUUGGGUGGAUCAUUCUCAAUAUGAUGAGAGUGCUGUCCACCAAAUCUACCGUCCAUUGGUUAACUCCGGCAUCGCAUUUGGUGCUCAUAGAUGGGUUGCAACUCUCAAGAGGCAUUGUGAAUCUCUUGCCAUCCCAAUGUUUACCGUACCAUCUGAUUACCCUGCAGCUAUAAGCCCAUCUGGCAAGAGUGGCUUUUUAAUGCUCGCGCAGCGGAUGUCUGAUAGCUUCAUGUCCGGAAUUUGUCCUUCGUCAGCUUGCAAGUGGGACAUCCUUCACAUUAGUAACAUGGCCAACAACGACAGGAGAAUCAUGUCCCGGUUAAUUCAGGAUGCCUCUGGUGAAAAUCGUGCAAUCGUGCUAAGUGCUUCAACUUCUGUUUGGAUGCCGGUGUCACGGCAAAAGAUGUUUUAUUUCCUCCGUGAUGCACGAAUGAGAGGUCGGUGGGAUGGUUUGUCCAACAGCGAAUCAAUGGAGGAGAUAGUCCGCAUUCCUAAAGGACAAUUUGGAGAUUCAGUUUCUAUCAUUGGUGCUGCUGCUGGUAAAGGAAACAAGAGCAACUUUCUAUAUCUACAAGAUUCAUGGAUCGAUAGCUCUGGCGCAAUGGUCAUAUAUUCUCCGAUUAGUAUGCAAUCCUACAACAUGGUGAUGAGUAAUGGUGAAGAUGCUUCAUUUAUUCCGGUUUUGCCUUCCGGCUUUUCAAUUCUUCCAGAUGGCAAUUCAAGUAACAAAACAAUGGUCAGAAGUGACGGUAGUGGCAGCAGUGGCAGCGGUGGCAACAUCGGAUGCUUGCUCACGGUUGGAUUACAAAUGUUGCUGAUCAGCAGCCGUCAAUCAAGCAAGCUGACAAAUGAAUCAAUUGUUACCGUUAAUGAAAUCAUCUCAUGCACUAUUCAGAAGAUCAAGAACGCUCUUGGAGUUGCAUGA